UCAGGUAGAACAGGUUCCUGGUUGUUCUGAUCUGAAUACCCUGCACUGCCCUGCCCUGCCCUCCCCCUUCCCUAGCCUAUUGUUCCCUCUCUCUCAUACGCUGGCUGUUUCACUGAGCGAUCUCACUGCAUUCCGCACACCUGUUAGCUGUAACCACCUGACCAAGCACCAGAAAAAGGAACGAGAGAGACAGGAUAUGGACCUUUACGCAAUCAUCAGUGCUGUUUUGCUUCUGCAACUGCAAGGUAUUCAUGUGGCCUUGCUCCAGGCACCAACAGACUCUCCAGGACGGACGAUUGAUCAAAGUUGGCCUCGUCAAUUGGUCAAAACCAAGCAAAACAAGACGUCACAAGCUCAGUUCAAUGACAUUGCUGAUAUGACUCUGGAGGGUACUGAGUCAACAGAUGACUCUGCUGGGGUAUUCGCAAACGGCUCCAUGUCAUUUAAUGGGGACCAGGUCAACAUCCAGGACACAAAUGAGACUUCAGGUGGUGUGACAAUUGGCACCACAAUGCCACCAGGGUUGCCAGAUGCUACAGUAGAGGAACCUCCAGAAACCACUGUUGCACCAGAACCCCCAGUGAGUGUCGCCUUAAACUCAAGCCAAGUUUCCAAUGCAACCGGAGAGGACAGUAGAUUCCAAACUACCACCACUACUGCAAUCACAGAAAAUUCAAAUGGCUCUAAUUCCAUGUCCAAUUACACUGAAUUAAACGAGACUACCACAGCUCCAGACACCAAUAGCACAGAACAGACUGGUCCAGAUCCUGAUGCUGAGAACAGGGUAACCAACAGUACAGAGGACUUCCAUAAUGUAACGACUGCAGUACCGGAGCCAUCCAGUGAACCAUCCACAGCUUCCCCCUCCACAAAGCUUCCCUUGGACUCCCCUGGGACUACAACUGCCAAAAUCAUCCCAGAAACUACAACAACCACAGGUGCCAGCACAAUAACAGCCACGAUGGAAUCUGGUGCCGCUUCAGGAAGCAACUCUGCGAGAGGCUUGGCCUCAGAUGCAGUGCAGAACAAGAAGAGGAGUGAGGCAUGGGCUGCCGUCCUGGGCAUAGGAGUGGCAGUGUGCUUCGUGGCGAUGGUGGUCUAUGUCAUCCUGAGAAGGAGAGGCCAACGGGAUUUCACACACAGGAAGCUUGUUGAGGAAAUCCCCUCAGACCCAGUUCUACAACUGAACAACACUGAGCCUGUGGACUUGAAAUAUGAUGGUUCUGCCUACUACAAUCGUGGACUCCAAAUGGACAAUAUCCAAAUGGACCACCUUCCACAAGGACAUCAAAAUUGAAAAGAACUCCAAGACUAACCUUAAACACUUUAAAGAAGACUUUCAUAUACAAAAUACUUAAUGAGACAUACGCAUUAACAUGCAUAAGUCUCUAUAGCAGGAAUGUCAAGUCAUGGAUUUACUGCACCCUAAUGUAUUGGUUAUGUGGGCUUAUAGCCAAAUUAGGGGUGUCAUUUUUUUGUAAAUUUUUCCAAAUUCCAGGAAACUUUGAGAAUUUGUAAAUGUGCUAGGAAUUUAUUAUUAUUUUGGAACAUUUGAAUUAUAUGUUUAUAUGUUUUUAUUUCUAAAAUAACAUUGGUUUGGAAGGAAAGUUUUUUACAUUUUCUGGAAAUAUUCCCAUUCUUUGUUAUGCCUACGAUGAAUACUACCUUUACAUAACUUAGACUUCCACAUAAUUAUCACAUUAUCUCAAUGGGAGAAAACGUCAUGCAUGGAUCUCAAUUUAGGAUUAUAGAAACUUCAGCACAGUCUAUUAUAGAAGUAGUAAAAGCCAAAAAUGAAGUCUUAAUUGUCUGCUAUAUUUCCAAGAUGGUUCGACAAAGGUAACUAAACAUUUCUUAGACAUGAAGACCUACACUCAAAUAAGGUUAUUUUUGUACCUUAUUCUAAAUGACAAUUUAGCUACAGGUCAAGUCAAUAUAAACAUAAAUGUUUGAUUUUUAUUUAACCUUUAUUUAACCUUUAUUUAACUAGGCAAGUCAGUUACGAACCAAUUCUUAUUUACAAUGACGGCCUACUCCGGCCAAACCCUUCCCUAACCCCAACAACGCUGGGCCAAUUGUGCGCCGCCCUAUGGGACUCCCGAUCACGGCUGGUUGUGACACAGCCCGGGAUUGAACCAGUGUCAUACUGUAGUAUCGCUUUUUUUUUAUCAACCCAAAUUAGAAGUUAUUAUUAUACUGUACCUCUGUCUAUUACUUCCUCACUCAAGACGCUUAUAUGUAAAGAGCAAUUGCCACAGCCAUUUUGUUUAAUGGCUGACUAGCAGAGUCAGGGUUGGAAGACCUUUUGAGUAAUCAAGAAACCUUUGUCACUUAAAGAUGGAAUCCUUAAUUGAAACAAUGACAAAGCACUCACUCCGCCGUUGUUUAUGGAGAAAUGUAACCACGAUCAAAUUCAAAUUGAGAGCUAUUGUUGCAAGGAGUGACCAUCCGUGAUAUCAAAAUGACAGUUUCUACCAUGUUUUGAGGCUAAACAGUGUUGGUUUACGUUUACUUUGUUACAAACAUUGGACUAUAAGAAGUUUAUGUUCUGGGUUCUGAUGGGGUAAGACAGUUGAACUAAGCUCUUGAGGCAUUUAUAACAUAUAUACAUCAAGAAUCAUGUCCAUAUUUAUUGGCACCCUUGAUAAAGAUGAGCAAAAAAGACUAUAAAAUAAACAUAUCAAAUACUGAGCUAUAUUGCAUAACAAAAUGGGGAAAUUAGAUUAUUUUAUACUAAUACAAUUGCUCAGAGAAAGAGAUUUUGUUUAAAAAGUAAUACAAAUAAAUCUAAAAAAGAUAGCAGGGCAGCAGGUAGCCUAGUGGUUAAGAGUCUUGGACCAAAAACCGAAAGGUCGUUGGUUUGAAUCUCUGAGCCAACUAGGUAAAAAAAGUGUUGAUCUACCCUUGAGCAAGGCACUUAACCCUUACAGCUCCUAUAAGUCGCUCUGGAUAAAGUGUCUACUAAAUAACUAAAAUAUAGAUAGGGGUCAAAAUUAUUGGCACCCCUGCUUUCAAAACUCUAGCACCCUCCCCCUACAAGUAAAAUUACAUCCUUUUUCUCAGUGGUGUAAAGUACUUAAGUAAAAAAUACCUUAAAGUACUACAAUUUUGGGGGGUAUCUGUACUUUACUAUUUAUAUUUUUUGACUACUUUUACUUUUACUUCACUAUAUUCCAAAAUAAAAUAAUGUACUUUUUACUCCAUACAUUUUCCCUGACACCCAAAAGUACUUGUUACAUUUUGAAUGCUUAGCAGUAGAUGAAAAUGGUCCAAUACACACACUUAUCAAGAGAACAUGCCUGGUCAUACUGUCUGUGAUCUGACGUACUCACUAAACACAAAUGCUUGGUUUGUAAAUUAUGUUGGAGUGUUGGAGUGUGCCCCUGGCUGUCCGUAAAUAAAAGACAAAAUUAAAUUGUG
This is a messenger RNA of Salmo salar (Atlantic salmon), 3420 nucleotides long. RefSeq lists its product as uncharacterized. Lineage: Eukaryota; Metazoa; Chordata; Actinopteri; Salmoniformes; Salmonidae. The record is from RefSeq and is a predicted model, not a curated record.